AUGGGGAGAGCAAAGUUCCAACGACGGAAGGGGAGGAGCCACAACAAAAUCAUGCCAGGAGCUUCAUUGAAAGGCCAUUUAAUGGCAAAGGGUUUCAACGCUGCAGCAGCGAGACAAACUUUAAAAUUGCAAAAGAAACACUGCAGACUCGUGAAUGAGCGUGCCGAUAUUAAAUCUCAAAAUUGGGCCAAUUCUAUUCGUGUGCAAAAGGAAAAGUGUUUGCUUUUAGAUCUAUUGCCCGAAGUGCGUCUGACUAUCUGGGAGUUUUGCAUUCUCAAUCUGCCUUGCGGCCGCAAACCCAUCACAGUAGCUAUAUCUCAACCGCAACUCAAUCGAGAUCGACAUGUGUUUGAAGGCCGACCUCCUUUACAUCGUAACAAGAAAUUCUACGCACAAGAACGAGCCUACUUUCGCCAGAAGUACUUCGACCAGGUACACCCUACCUUUAGAGCCCAAAUUUUCAAUCUCCUUAUGAUUUGUCGACAAGCAUAUCUUGAAAUUGAGGGUGGCGCCCUUUUGUACAAAAUAAAGACUUUUAAAUUCCUUGAACAGAUGACUUUGUUCAGAUUUUGUUUUAAAAUCCGACGCCACUUCUUCUUUAUACAAAGUAUGAUUCUUGAAUAUGACAUCUCUCGUAACAGGGACUUUACUUUCGUCAAUUCUACGUUUCGGAUGAUUUUCCGUUGUUGUAACCUCAAAAAAUUCAGAAUGAAGAUGAGAAUUCUAAGUCGCGAGCUUGCCAGAGAGGGAGCGCCUGCCUUUAGGUUCCAAGGCACCCUUCUCCCAAAUUAUCACGGACAAGCAGUACUCCACAAACUCUGCAGGUGCCCGGAACUAUGGAAGUGGAAUCUAAAGCCUGAGAGAGUUGACAAAAUCAAAGAUUUCGAUAUUGAUGUCAGCGGCGAUGAUGCCUGGCCCAGCUACUUCAGAUUUGGCGGAGACAAAAAGGGUUGGCACCUUGUAAGGAACUUACACGCUAUGCACAAUAUCGACAUGAGUGAACUUGUGCAGCGUCUCACGGAGAGGUAUCCGUACUACCAAAAACGUGGUGUCAAAGAGCAAACCUCGAACCGCAUAGAGAACAUAUGGGUUGAUGUCUGCGAACCUAUCCUGGUCCCAGAAACUGCAUUGAAAUUGUUACAGGAGAAGAACGAGAAAGCGGAAAGGGAGAGGUUGGAGAUGGAGAGAUUGGAGGAGAUAUCAGAGGAGUAA
Messenger RNA from Botrytis byssoidea, 1212 nucleotides. RefSeq lists its product as uncharacterized. Bases 1 to 1212 code for a protein of 403 amino acids. The transcript is spliced from 4 exons. NCBI's taxonomy places the organism in Eukaryota, Fungi, Ascomycota, Leotiomycetes, Helotiales, Sclerotiniaceae. The record is from RefSeq and is a predicted model, not a curated record.